Messenger RNA from Microdochium trichocladiopsis, 890 nucleotides. RefSeq lists its product as uncharacterized. Bases 113 to 769 code for a protein of 218 amino acids. Gene Ontology annotation, biological process: regulation of transcription by RNA polymerase II. Gene Ontology annotation, molecular function: RNA polymerase II cis-regulatory region sequence-specific DNA binding; DNA-binding transcription factor activity, RNA polymerase II-specific. Gene Ontology annotation, cellular component: chromatin. The transcript has 3 exons. The record is from RefSeq and is a predicted model, not a curated record. NCBI's taxonomy places the organism in Eukaryota, Fungi, Ascomycota, Sordariomycetes, Xylariales, Microdochiaceae.
AAGUCUACAGUCCAGCCACUGAGCUAUCACAGUCUCCAACUACCGGCGAGCAGGGCCCUCGGAAGCAUCCAGAUACGGAUCAUCACCUACCUCGGGCUGUUUCUACGUAUCAAUGGAUCCAAAUCAGGCUCGUCGACGCCGCAGAGUCGGUUCUACAGACUCGCAAAAGCGCGAGUGUCCGCAUUGCGGUCGCGAGUUCAAGCGUUCUGAACAUUUGGAGCGGCACGUCCGUACUCACACCAAGGAGAAGCCAUACAUCUGUCACUGUGGCUCGGCAUUUUCUCGCCGGGACCUACUUACACGGCACGCCCGCAUUGUGCAUCAGAAUGCUUCACAGUCGCCAGAAGAUGCCAACAAUGCCGACGAGGCGCAAUCACAGUCUUCCUCGGACCACCCUCUGAUGCCUGCCGGGAACUUUAUACCACACGCCGACCACAGCGGCACGCAAUGGCCCCAGUCUCCGCAAUAUGCAGACCACACAACAGCACAUCCCCAAGACAUGCAUAUGGCACCGGGAUCGAUGGCAUACACGUAUCCGCAGCACAUGCAAGCUUCUGAAUAUGACACCGGUUCACACGUCGGGGGCUUUGAACAAUUCAGAGACUUUGUGACGACAGUGGACUCGGGAAAUGUCCACGCACCCUGGUAUCCAGAUUUCUACGAUCCUGGGACUAUGGUCGACCCAGCGUUACAAGGUCCUCACAUCCCAGAGGUUAGCUCGCCAUACGUACAGACUGGAACAGUGUAUCAUGGCUUGCAAUACUCUUGACAUGCGACGCGAAGGUUCGCAUCACUAGCGUGGUGCCAGAGCGAGCAACUUGCCGGCUUUCGGGGUUGUGCCUCUCGUCUGUGGCCUAAGCACUUGGCCUGGCUGCUUCAACUGGGUCGGU